CGGAUCAUCAACUGCCACACCGAGGAGGAGUACGCGAAGGUGUUCAGGAAAGCGGGCGACGGCGGGUUGGUCCUCGUCGAAUUCGUCGCGGGGUGGAGCACGUCGAGCAAGUCCAUGGCGCCGUACAUGACGACGCUCGCGAAAUCGCCGGAGUACAAGAAGAUCACGUUCGCGCGCGUGGACAUGGAAGCGCUCCCGGGCGUCGCGCAGAAGUGUAACGUGAAAGCGCUGCCGACGUACCAGCUGUGGAAGGGCACGGAGAAGCUCGACGAGAUGUCGGGCGCGAUGCCGGCGAAGCUCGUCGCGAUGUUGAAGACGCAU
This is a messenger RNA of Micromonas pusilla CCMP1545, 321 nucleotides long. RefSeq lists its product as uncharacterized. The record is from RefSeq and is a predicted model, not a curated record. The transcript has a single exon. NCBI's taxonomy places the organism in Eukaryota, Viridiplantae, Chlorophyta, Mamiellophyceae, Mamiellales, Mamiellaceae. The annotation marks the transcript as partial.